This is a messenger RNA of Tribolium castaneum (red flour beetle), 1083 nucleotides long. RefSeq names its product Sorting nexin 21 (gene Snx21). The coding region runs from base 124 to 912 and encodes 262 amino acids. Gene Ontology annotation, cellular component: early endosome membrane. Lineage: Eukaryota; Metazoa; Arthropoda; Insecta; Coleoptera; Tenebrionidae. The record is from RefSeq and is a predicted model, not a curated record. Gene Ontology annotation, molecular function: phosphatidylinositol phosphate binding. The transcript has 2 exons. Gene Ontology annotation, biological process: protein transport.
UAUCUACCUUUUGUUGUUAUCUGCAAAAUGUGUACACAAAGGUGUAUAAAAGUACUUGUAGGUGGGGAUAAGGGCAAUAUUGACUGCGUGGGGGCGUAAUUAUGUGAACAAAACAUCUCAAAUAUGACCCAAAUCUUAGGCAACGAAAAGCAGGGACUAGUUUUCGAAAUACUGUCAGCGCGAAUAUGUGACGAAGGCGAGGAAAGGAAACAUGUAGUGUACACGCUGCAAGUGCGUCACAUUUCAGGAAACGACGAUUUGAGCCCUUCGGUGGUGGAGCGGCGAUACACGCACUUCCUGAACCUUUACAGCGCCCUAAAGAAGGAACACCCGAACUUAAUGACCAAUGUUACAUUUCCCAAAAAAGUGAUAAUAGGAAACUUUGAUAAUGAGCUGAUUUCCACCAGAAGCACGGGCUUUGAGUCCCUGUUGAGGCACAUUUGCACCGAAUCUAAACUGCGAGCGUCUAAGGCUUUAGUCGAGUUCCUUCAAGGCGUUGAAGUGGAGAAAGCACGGACGUUUUUGGAAAAACGGGACUUUUCGUCCGCUUUGCCGCUGCUUGAAAACAAUUUUAAACUACUAAACAAAUUUUAUACUGAUCGGUCGCCGGUCGUGCUUAUCGCUUUAUGUAGACUGUUAGGGUGCUGCAUGUCAAUUCCCGAGUGUUCACAAUGCCAAAAAUGGGCUGAUUUAGCCCUACAUAGAUAUGAGGGGGUUAGUGAUAGUGAUUUGUUGGAGUUGUAUGUACCUUUAUUGAAUGCUUGUAUCACAAUUUGGUGGCAGAAUGGACGAAAUAAAGAUCUGCUUGAGCAGCGGUUGCAAGAUUUGAAGAGACAAGGGGUCAAAAUCAAUCCGCAAUCGACUUUGUUGGACGAAGUGAAGGCAGUGGAGGGAAAGAUAUUUGGGUUGUAGCAAUUUUCACACCAGUGUUGUGUACUUAAUUAGCAUCGCGAUAUUUUACUGAUAUUGUUAACGUAUUUAUUUUGGAGUUUUAUUUGUUUGACGACUGAUAUUUGCAGUUAUGGGUAGCAAUACUCAAUAUUUUCUGUUUUAUUCACGCCUGAAUAUACAUCUUGUUUAUUU